AAACUUCAAAGUCAAGAGCUUCAAACACUCCAUGACCCUGUCCAGCGUCGACAGCAGCGCCUGGGCCGUCUUUAACGGCCCCAACGAAGCCCGAAUCGACGGACCACCCGUCGAAUACGGCGCGGAGGAGCAAACCUACGCUACUGAUUUGCGCCAAUGGUAUUACGAAGACGGCAUGGCCAUGGUAGCCGAUUACCAAUUACAAGCCUCGAUUGAGCAGGAAAGUCGCGAGGCUACUCCCUACAGUACCGGUGGAUUCAGUGAUUCAGGGAGUGUGAACAACGUUGAUGGGCGCGCGGACUCCUCCUUCUCGUCGAGUCGGGGCUCCGGCUCCGGCUCACGAAGGAGGAAAUCUCAUCGUCGAAUUACCAUCCAUGAGUUGCGCGAUGGGAGGAGAUAUGCGGAGGUGGGGUCGCCGAGUAGUAAGGAGGAUAUACAUGAGUUGAGGGAUGGGACGGUGUAUGCGAAUUUUUA
Molecule: messenger RNA, 474 nt
Organism: Aspergillus welwitschiae
Lineage: Eukaryota; Fungi; Ascomycota; Eurotiomycetes; Eurotiales; Aspergillaceae
Exons: 1
Coding region: 288-446 (52 amino acids)
Source: RefSeq, a predicted model, not a curated record